This is a messenger RNA of Stylonychia lemnae, 1560 nucleotides long. The record is from the annotation of a GenBank genome assembly. NCBI's taxonomy places the organism in Eukaryota, Ciliophora, Spirotrichea, Sporadotrichida, Oxytrichidae.
AUGGACGUAAGAAACAAACUAAUCAUGUUAACUGAAUAUAGAAUUGCCUCUAAAAGUUCGUAGAAUCUAAAUUUAUCAGCCAAUGGACCAGGUCCUUAAACUUAUGAAAUCCCAUCUAUGUGGCUUAAAAUUUGGAUCAAGUACUAGACCUUCAAUGGAAAACAAUGGAAAAUAAAUAAUACCAGGCCCAACUUUCCGACAGCUUCAAGAGAAGAUUUAGUUGAAAAAGGUAAGAAGGAUAUUCCUGGACCAGGAUAUUACGAACAAAAAGAACUGAUAGGCAAUGAAGGAUAAUAAAAAUCAAUACUAGGCAAAAGCUAAAAUGUCUCAUUGGCUAAAGAUGCUCCAGAACUGCCUGGACCUGGAUAGUAUUAUCCAGAUUUCAACAAAACAAUGAAGACAAUUCCUACUCAAUCAAUAGGCAAGGCAAAAAGGGAAGACAUAAUGAGUUAAAAGUAAAUAGAGGGAAAGCCAGAUCCAGGGCAAUAUAAUCCAUCAGUAUCAUUCACAAAGAUAACUUCAACCGCAUGGGGCUUUGGAACUUAACAAAGACCAUUAGUUCUGAAUAAAUCUAAUAGCAUUCCAGGACCAGACUUAUAUGAAAUUCCAUCAAAAGCGAUAGAGGGACCUAAAUUUGUAAUUGGUAUUCGCCCAAACACAUCUAAAAAUGCAAUAAAGGAAAAGAACCCAGGUCCUGGCAUCGGGAAAUCAAAUAGAGCUGAUAUUGCUAAUUUAAAAGAAAAAUUUAAUAAUCCUGGACCUGGCUAGUAUCAAACGCUAGAAGAUGAAGUACUUAAAAAGCACACACCACUAGGUUCUGGGAAUAUUGGUCCAGGCACUUAUGAGCCUAAGUAUUUUAUUGGUUUUGAAGGACAUUACGCUACUAUCUCUGCAAAUAUGACUGCGAAAUUAAAUGAUCAAGAUACAAGAAAUAUGAAAGGCCCUGGACCUGGAUACUAUGAAACAUCUGUAGAUUUUACCAUUAAGCAGGCGCCCAAGUUUAAAAUUGGAACUAGUAAAAGAAGUCAAAACUUUUUGAAAGAUAAAUUAAAUUUUCCUGAUCCUCAUACUUAUAAUCCAUCAAAUACAUUUACUAAGGGAUAAUCAACAGCUAUCGGUUUCGGCACUAGCAAAAGAAGUUCUAAAGACUAUAGUCGUGAGAGGAUUCCAGGUCCAGGAACAUAUAAUACUAUAAACUCUGAGAAUAAGUAAUAUAAAUUUGCAAUGGGAAUUAAACCAAAAGAUAAAUCAAUGAAUGAAACACCUGGACCUGGUAAAUAUGACUAAAAUGCUAGCUUUAAAAUCAGAAAAAUGCCAGCUUAUUCAAUUGGUUAAAGACUCCAAACUAUUUCUCAUAAUACUUCUUAGCCAGGACCAGGUGAAUAUGACAAUUUGAAAGCCCUCAAACGAGCACCUAAAUUUUCAUUUGGAACAGGUUCUAGGGGACCUUAGGGUAGAAACGGAUCUCCUGGACCAGGAGAAUACAAGAUUCCUGUCAAAGUUGCUAACUUGCCAAGAUAUGCAUUGAAGAAACACAAUGAAGAAUUCAAAUUUGUAUGA